This is a messenger RNA of Cajanus cajan (pigeon pea), 2049 nucleotides long. RefSeq names its product diphthamide synthesis DPH2 family protein. Lineage: Eukaryota; Viridiplantae; Streptophyta; Magnoliopsida; Fabales; Fabaceae. Gene Ontology annotation, molecular function: 2-(3-amino-3-carboxypropyl)histidine synthase activity. The record is from RefSeq and is a predicted model, not a curated record. Gene Ontology annotation, biological process: protein histidyl modification to diphthamide.
AAUAAAAAUUAAAAAACGAGAAAUGAAGAAACUGAAUGAUUCUUCUUCGGGUGUGGCUUACCGAAAAACCCUACAGAAUAUUUAGAGAGGGCAUAGGGCGAGCACGACGCCGUUUCAGAGCGACAACGAACGAGGAAAGGACUGCUUUUCACCUUUGGUCAAUGGAUUUUGAAUCAAAUUAUGAUAUUGCAGCCUCUGCCCAAUUCAUUCACACUCACAACUUCACCAGAGUUGCUUUACAAUUUCCAGAUCAUCUCCUAAAAGAUUCAACAAGAGUGGUCACUGCUCUGCGCAAGAGACUUCAAUCAUUGAAAAAAUGUGAUGCCACAGGAAGUGGGCAUGAAACGGAUGUAGGGUUGUUUGUGAUGGCAGACACGGCCUAUGGUAGCUGUUGUGUUGAUGAAGUUGGAGCAUCACACAUUAAUGCUGAUUGUGUCAUACAUUAUGGACAUACAUGUUUUAGCCCGACAACAACUCUACCAGCCUUUUUUGUUUUUGGGAAGGCUUCCAUUUGCGUAGCUGAUUGUGUUGAAAGUAUGUCAAAAUAUGCUUUGGCAAAUAGUAAGCCUAUCAUGGUCCUUUUUGGGUUGGAAUAUGCACAUUCAAUGCAACAGAUUAAAGAAGCACUGUUAGAAUCAUCAAUGUCAUGCAGAUUUGACGCUAAGCCAGAAGUUCACUUUGCUAAUGUUCCAUCUUCAGUUAUGUUUCCAUCAAAAGAUAUUAAAAAGAUAAAUGGGCUCCAAGAACAAGCCAGUGGGGCAAGUGGGACUACAUGUAGCAUUGGAGGAUUGACUUGGAAAUUACCUGAGGGACAAAGCAUGGAUGACUACUUGCUCUUUUGGAUUGGACUUGACGACUCAGCUUUUGCUAAUGUUGUGCUCACAUUCAAUGCCUGUGAAAUAGUCAGAUAUGAUGCAAAUGAAAAGCAAAUGGUGACAGACUUGUUUCAACAAAGGAGGAUUCUUAAACGGAGAUAUUACCUGGUGGAGAGAGCUAAGGAUGCUAAUAUUGUUGGGAUUUUAGUAGGAACUCUUGGUGUUGCUGGUUAUCUUCAUAUAAUCAAUCAGAUGAUGGAGCUCAUUACAGGGGCAGGCAAGAAGGCCUAUACUUUGGUUAUGGGAAGACCAAACCCAGCUAAACUUGCUAACUUUCCAGAGUGUGAUGUUUUUCUAUACGUUUCUUGUGCCCAAACUGCUCUGUUGGAUAGCAAAGAGUAUCUAGCUCCUGUUAUUACUCCCUUCGAAGCCAUGAUAGCUUUCAAUAGGGGAAGCCAGUGGACAGGAGCCUAUGUAAUGGAAUUUCGAGAUCUAAUUAAUUUGCCUGAAAUGGAAGUUAUUGACCAGGAAGAAGCGCGGUUUUCAUUCUUGAAAGGUGGAUAUGUUGAAGAUUUUGAAAAUCAAGAAAAUGUUGAGGAAGAAAGAGAAGUUCUUUCUUUAGUAAAUGCAACAGAGAAGGCGCUGCAGUUGCGGAAUAACUCUAAUGCUCUAAUGAAAGGGAAUGCUAGAUCAGGAGCAGAAUUCUUGGCAAAUCGUUCUUAUCAGGGUCUGAAUAUGCCCAGUGAGAACAACUCUCCCGAGCCAUAUCUCAUAGGAAGAAGAGGAAGGGCAUCUGGGUACGAGGAUGAGAAGAACAAACAAUAAUAAUCUGUGACAACCGACUAAGAGGGAGGACAAUACAGGCUUUAGAGUUUUAGUAAAUACUAAAUGAGAACUAGUAAGAAUUUCGACGAUGACAAGGGAAAGGAGUUUAGUAACAGUCCUUGGUUGUUGUUGAGCCUAGUGAAUGGAGCAUCUUGUGCAUUUUGGGUGGUGAGUUUGAUAAGGCACAAACAGCUGUUGCACCAAAUGAUUUUGAAUGCUUUUAGCAGGCAAGCCUGCUCCAUGGCAUGAUGGAACUUGCAGCUGUACUUUCACCUUUGUAAGUUGUUCACGGAUGUCUUCCUAGGUGCUCAAGAAUCAUAUAGAAAUACUGUUGCAUUACAUGCACAAAAUUUAACAUAUUCUGCUUGCUUUAUUUUAGAUUAAUCAUAUAUCUUAUUGUGUUUCCUUA